Messenger RNA from Lampris incognitus (smalleye Pacific opah), 3315 nucleotides. RefSeq names its product Wolfram syndrome 1a (wolframin) (gene wfs1a). Gene Ontology annotation, cellular component: endoplasmic reticulum membrane; endoplasmic reticulum. Bases 1 to 3315 code for a protein of 1104 amino acids. Gene Ontology annotation, molecular function: protein binding. Lineage: Eukaryota; Metazoa; Chordata; Actinopteri; Lampriformes; Lampridae. Gene Ontology annotation, biological process: calcium ion homeostasis; endoplasmic reticulum unfolded protein response. The transcript has 11 exons. The record is from RefSeq and is a predicted model, not a curated record.
AUGGAUCUCCAGUCUCCACCCACUGCUGUCAACAGUGAGGGGUCAUGCCCUGUCCUGGAUAGCCCCUCCACCCCCUCCCCCACACUCUCCCAGAUAUCCCUUCCAUCCAUCUCCAGUAACCCCACACCUGGUCUCCCUCAGCCCUCCACAACUUCAUCCUCCACAGAUAUGACCGUCGAACCCAUGCAAACUACUCCUGCAUCGUCCUCCCGGUCCCCAUCUUCCUCUCCGCCAUCUUCUCAAGUCGUCCAUCCGUCUGCCCGCUCCCCUCCCUCCUUUUCAUGUUCAGUCUCGCCUGCUCCUUCAGACAAAUCUAAACCGACAGAUCCUGCUACAUCCUCCAAUGACAAAACACCACCUUGUGCCUCUUCUGCCCACUCUGCCCGUCAGGCAUCCAAUCUUAUGACCUCUCCCACAUCUACGACGGCCUCCCUUAAGCCAACCAGCUUGGCCCUGAGCCCACCAACAAAAGGCCCACCUCAUUUUUCCGCUCCAUCCUCAACACAAGCCUCCUCCGCUAUCCCUACCACUACCAGCUGUUCUUCCCCUGCUCCCUCUGCCAACCCCCACUCUAAGCGCACCUUUGCCACCAUGGCCAAGCGAGUGAUAAUGGAGGAGAGAAUUAGGAAGGCUGAAGAAGAGAGUGCCAUGAAUGAGGAGGAAGACGAAGAACCGGAGGAGGACUUGUCCUUUGAUCAGUUGGUGGCAAAAGCAGAAGCUGGUGAUGCCAGGGCACAGACUCGCCUGGCUCAACACUACCUGAUUCUAGCCGAAGAGAAGGACGCAGAUGUAAAUAACCGCCUGGCUGUUAACUGGCUGAUUAAAGCGGCCAAACAGGGCCGAGGGCGUGCAGCGCGGCUGCUGCAGCGCUGUUGGAUACAGAGGAAAGGUGUCACUGCAGAGAAUGAGGUAGACGUGCGAAAACUGUCCACAGAGAGCAAGUUUGAGCAAGCGGUUCGUAAGGCGGCCAUGAUGAUGUACUGGAAGCUAAACCCAGACAGGAAGAAGAAGGUGGCUGUGGCUGAGAUGCUGGAAAAUGUCGGCCAGGUCAAUGCUGCACAAGGUGGCGCCACAAGCAGGAUCCCUGGCCCGACCUCGGACAAGACUCAAAAAGUUUUAGAGAGCAUGGUCAGCAGUGAUUCCAACCAGAUGGUGGACCUGGAUGAUUUCGUAGAGAUAACAAAGCAGUAUGCCCAGGGUAUCGUACCCUCUGCCUCCCAAAGCAGCAGCCAAGAUAAGCCUCAGGUUAAUCGCUCAACACUCCAGGAUAAAGGCAAGGAGGUAUCGCCUAAUCUGCAAGAUACGUCCCAGCUGGUCCCAACAGGUGCAAGGAAGACCCACAGAAGCUCUUGGGGCUUGGGUCGAGGUGGGAUGAUGCUGGACACCAAGCGCAGUGGAGCCAUUAAACGAGCCAUGGACAUCAAAUCACAUUUAAUGGUGCUGCAGUAUCCGCUCCAGAGCUUCUUCGAAAUGAAGGAGAGUCUCAUAGACUGGGCGUCACGGGCCGGCGUCCAGUGGCUGAGCACCAUCAUCCCCACGCAACACGUCAACGCCCUCAUCUUCUUCUUCAUCAUCAGCAACCUGACGGUUGAGCUGUUCGCCUUCGUCAUCCCUCUGCUGGUCUUCUACCUGUCCUUCAUCUCGAUGGUGAUAUGCACGCUGCGCGUAUUCCAGAGUAGCAAGACUUGGGAGAACUUCAGCGCCCUGACGGCCCUGCUGACACGGUUUGAACCCAGGCUGGACGUGGAACAGGCAGAAACCAACUUUGGCUGGAACAAUCUCGAGCCGUACCUUUAUUUCAUCCUCUCCGUCUUCUUUGUCAUCUUCUCCUUCCCUGUGGCUGACAAGGGCUGGAUUCCCUGUUCGGAGCUCUCCACGGUGGCCAUCUUCUUCACUGCUGUCAGCUACAUGAGCCUCAGCCCUACUGCCACUAUGUAUGCACGUCGAGCGAUGUUCAUAGAGGUGGCGUCGUCCCUGUGUGCCCUGACCACGUUCCUCCCAAAGCACAUGGCAGUGCCUCGCAUGUUUGGACACACCUUUGCUACUCUGCCACUCGGGGAAUCGGUGGUGCUGAAGCUCAGUCUUCCCUGCCUGUUAUAUGUUUACCUCUUCUAUCUUUUCUUCAGCAUGGCAAGGAUGCGAGGUUUCCGGGGCACGUACUGCUUCCUGGUCCCCUACUUGGUGUGCUUCAUGUGGUGCGAGUUCUCGGUGGUGCUGCUUCAGAAUUCUUCUGCUGUGGGUCUGAUCCGCACCUGCGUUGCCUACUUCCUGUUUCUGUUUGCCCUGCCCGUGCUGGCCUUUGGUCUGGCUGCCAUGCUCCUCGUUCAGCUUUUCAAGUGGUUCUUGGAGCUAGAACUGACCAAAAUGAUCGUGACACUGGUUGUAUGUGCCAUCCCUGUCAUCCUGCGGCUCUGGACGCGGUUCAGCAUGUCCAUCCUGGACGUGUUUCGCUCCCUGACGCACCGCGGGGCCGUCAAAGUCAUCCUGUUCUGCGUCUCCAUGGUGAUCCUGUUCUUCUGGAUGUACUUGCACCACACCGAGGGGCUGAAGGUGUACAACUCCACCUUGACCUGGCGGAAGUACAGCCAGCUGUGCGGUCCCCCAGCGUGGCAGACCAAAGGCAUGGCUCAGACGCAGAUCUCCUGCAGCCACCUGCAAGGUCACAGGGUCACCUGGACCGGACGUUUCAAGCACGUUCGCGUCGCCGAGACAGAGAACGGAGCUCAGUCGGUCAUUAGCCUGCUGCCAGUGUUCAUGGCGGACUGGCUGCGGUGCCUGUACGGGGAGAACUACCCAAAAUGUGAGCCAAAGAACACCACGGUUGCAAACCUUACCGCCAGCUUCGCGGCCGGCUCCACCCCAUCCUCCGUUGACAUGCCCAUACUACUGCAAAUACAGGAGGAGGAGGAGCUCUGCCAGAUGAAAGCGCUGGCCAAGUACACGUGCCAUGUCAAGCGCUUUGACAGUUUCCGCUUUGAGGUGACGGUAGGGAUGAUCCGAGAUAAAGGCAUGGAUGCAGACGACCCAGCCAGCGAUAUCGUCCUGAUGGCCAGCCAUGAGUUCAGGCAAGUCCUGCUCAACCUCGACCCCGGGAACAUGGUUGAAUUCAGCACCAAACUAGAGGGACGUCUAGGGGCCCGGGCUCCAGCCUUCGAGUUAAAGGCAAUCCACUGUCUGGACUGUGUUUCCUCACUUUUGAAUAGAGGCCGGCAGGUGAAGAUAGAGAGAGACUGGAGACGCACUACAAUGCGAGCCAUGAAGUUUGCCUUCGAUUUCUUCUUUUCUCCCUUCUUGUCGGCAAGAAUCGGCGUCUAA